AUGUUGGUUGGAGUGAGCGGUACUAAGUUUUGUGGUUGUGAAGAAGUAAUUCAAUUAUUGGUCGAUCAUUUUCAUUUCGAAUUACUGAAUUAUCUGAAUAAUUCUGAUGAGAUCUUGGAUUAUGCGACUAAAAAUUACACAAAAAACUCGGUUGUGUUCUUAGAGACGUUAUCCUUAUUGGAGAAGUUGGAAAAAAGGCCUUUUUUCAUUCAUCUUUCCGUCGAUGCUUCAGUAACUGCAAGAGUAGCCUUAUACAAAAGAGUGAACUCUGCGAGAAAUUUGCAAUUGGAAAAGAUGAUUCAAGCCAUUGAUGAGCACGAUUUUCAACCUGAAGGUAUUAAGUUAAGAGAACGAUCACACCUGAAAUUCAAAAUAGUCAAUGAAGACUGUGAUCGAAAGAAGCAAAGCUUAAUCGAUAAUAUCACCGCCCAAUUGAAAAUUCUUGGUAACAACGGGCAAAGCAGCAAAGAAAAGGCUCCGCUGAUGAGGCCUAGUUGGGAUAGCUACUUUAUGAAGCUAGCCACGUUGGCGGCAUCUCGUUCCAAUUGCAUGAAACGUAGGGUUGGUUGUGUAAUUGUAAGGGAAUGCAGAGUCAUUGCCACUGGUUACAACGGGACGCCUCGACAUCUAACCAAUUGUUUUAACGGUGGUUGUCCACGUUGCAAUGAUGGUGAUUCUAGAAACCUGCACACUUGUUUAUGUUUACAUGCAGAAGAAAACGCCUUACUAGAGGCUGGUAGGGACCGUGUAGGCCAAAAUGCAACUUUAUAUUGUGAUACUUGCCCCUGCUUAACCUGUUCUGUAAAGAUCGUUCAAACAGGAAUCAGUGAAGUGGUCUAUAGCCAAACCUACAGGAUGGAUGAAGAGAGCUUCAUAGUUUUAAGGAAUGCAGGGAUUACUGUUCGACAAUUCAGUUUUAUGGAAGAACCAAGAAUUGUAAUGAUUUGA
This is a messenger RNA of Saccharomyces kudriavzevii IFO 1802, 948 nucleotides long. It is a transcript of the gene DCD1, whose product is annotated as deoxycytidine monophosphate deaminase. The coding region runs from base 1 to 948 and encodes 315 amino acids. The transcript has a single exon. Gene Ontology annotation, molecular function: hydrolase activity; zinc ion binding. The record is from RefSeq and is a predicted model, not a curated record. Lineage: Eukaryota; Fungi; Ascomycota; Saccharomycetes; Saccharomycetales; Saccharomycetaceae.